AUGGAAGCACAUCCAGAAGAACAAAUUCAAAAGUACAUUUCGAUUUUUUUAUGGAAUAUAAUUAGAAUAAUCCAAUUUAUUAUUCCAGUUAUCGCUAGUUUUAGUAAGGAACAUCCUACUUUGUUCUUAUCCCUCUUUUCAUUAUUUGCAUUGUAUGUAAUUUACAGAAUAUUUUCUAAUAUUAUAUCUAUUAUUAGGAGACUAUUCUAUAUAUUGAUCAUAUUGUUUGGUGUAUUUUGUUAUCUAAGAGGAUUUGAUCAGGUUUUAGGAAAAGAUAUUCCAAUGUUAUAUAAAUUAUUAAUCCAGGAUAAAAAUUUUGAAACUGCAAUUGUUCAGUGGACUGCCUACUUAACUAGCACUUCAGUGAAUGGUUCAGCAAUACUUUUCAAUUUUGUGAAGGCUAGAGUCGUCGAAUAUGUACAAGAUAUUACAAGAGACUAG
Messenger RNA from Vanderwaltozyma polyspora DSM 70294, 441 nucleotides. It is a transcript of the gene APQ12, whose product is annotated as Apq12p. The record is from RefSeq and is a predicted model, not a curated record. NCBI's taxonomy places the organism in Eukaryota, Fungi, Ascomycota, Saccharomycetes, Saccharomycetales, Saccharomycetaceae. Bases 1 to 441 code for a protein of 146 amino acids. The transcript has a single exon.